UUUCAAACUCUUAAAUAAAUACUUCUUACUUUUACUCAUCUGGCAGCACAAAUAUGCAGAGUCAUAUGUGUGGAUUUUAUGUGGAACCUAAUUAAUGCCACAAAAUUGAAUGGUCAAUUGCAAAUUGUAAACAUUCCAGGAAAUUACGCGAAUUGAGGCUUGAAAGUUAAUAUUGAAAGCGAAAAGCUUUUAAAAAAUAAAACAUUUUUAAUAAACGGAUAGCUCAACGCAUGUUCUAUGUAAUUUGAACCUAUUAAGUGCAAUGGUGAAUGUAAUGAAAGGUGUUUUUGUUGAAUGUGAUCCGGCUAUGAAACAGUUUUUACUACAUCUCGACGAAACGCUUGCUUUGGGACGCAAAUUCAUCAUACAAGAUUUAGACGAAAAUCAUCUAUUCAUCUCUACCGACAUAGUAGAAACAUUACAAGCACGUGUCGACGAUUUAAUGGAUCGUAUUAGUUUUCCGCUGCAUGAAAAGGAUCCCUAAAUAGCCAUACUUUUACAUAUAUUUUAAAACACUGCAAGCCGUAAACUUCACACAUAAAAAGACACUCUCAACAAAUUUAUCAACAACCAUGACUGGCCGCGAAUCCAAUCGCAUUAAGGAUGC
Molecule: messenger RNA, 607 nt
Organism: Ceratitis capitata (Mediterranean fruit fly)
Lineage: Eukaryota; Metazoa; Arthropoda; Insecta; Diptera; Tephritidae
Gene: Tfb5
Product: general transcription factor IIH subunit 5
Exons: 1
Coding region: 263-484 (73 amino acids)
Biological process (GO): transcription initiation at RNA polymerase II promoter; nucleotide-excision repair, preincision complex assembly; nucleotide-excision repair
Cellular component (GO): transcription factor TFIIH holo complex; transcription factor TFIIH core complex
Source: RefSeq, a predicted model, not a curated record